Molecule: messenger RNA, 5732 nt
Organism: Mirounga angustirostris (Northern elephant seal)
Lineage: Eukaryota; Metazoa; Chordata; Mammalia; Carnivora; Phocidae
Gene: NTRK2
Product: neurotrophic receptor tyrosine kinase 2
Exons: 15
Coding region: 1058-2491 (477 amino acids)
Biological process (GO): synapse organization; cell surface receptor protein tyrosine kinase signaling pathway; protein phosphorylation
Cellular component (GO): plasma membrane; axon; neuronal cell body
Molecular function (GO): axon guidance receptor activity; ATP binding; transmembrane receptor protein tyrosine kinase activity
Source: RefSeq, a predicted model, not a curated record
CGGAAAAACAGACUCUCGGAGCCGCAAAUGGGGAAGACGGAUUCUCAGACAAGGCUUGCGGAUGCCCCGCAGCCAUCAUUUAACUGCGCCCGCAGAGCAGUUACGGUUUGUCACCCGAGCCUCCAGGAUCGCCUCGUUUGUCCCUAGUGAGACCCCGAGGCUCUGCCCGCGCCGGGCUUGUCGGUAGCUGGAUGCUUGUCUUGCUCUGGGCAGCGCGGGCGCAGGGCACGCGUUCGCGCACACCCGCGCACACACGAAAUCGCGCAAGAGCUGAACCGAGCCCGGUUUCCAUUUCAAAAAAGGAGACAGCCUCUACUGCGACGAUAGAAGAGACAGCGGUGUGAAGUAGGGACUGAGAGGCGUCGAGCGGUGGAACGGUCCAUCUCGGAGACUAAUUUUCUGGAGUUUCUGCCCCUGCUCUGCGUCAGCCCUCACGUCACUUCGCCAGCAGUAGCAGAGGCGGCGGCGGCGGCGGCGGCGGCGGCUCCCGGAAUUGGGUUGGAGCAGGAGCCUCGCUCGCUCCUUCGCUCGCGCUCUCCGCGCUCAGUGCCCGGCGGCAGGAGGAGCCUGCACCCAGGCGCCGCGGGCGGGCGGUAGGCGCCGGAGCCCGGGUGAGCAGCGCGGACAGUGCCCUCCGGCGUCUCGGCCCUCGCUGUCACCCCCACCCCCCGGGACGGCCGUGGCGGCUCCCCAGCCCCGAGGUGCGUCCCGGAUCCCAGUGCGCGUCUAGCAAGGAGCCUGCGUCCCGGGGAGUGCCGGCAGCGCCGCGGGCCGGUGCUCGGCGCGCCGGGCCAUGCAGCGGCGGCCGCGGCGGAGCUCCGAGCGGCGGUAGCGCCCCCUGUGAGGCGGCCCGAGAUGCCCCGGCCACUGUGAACGGUGCCGCCCGCCAGGACACGCUCAGCCCCGGACACGCUCGGCUCUGCGCGCCCGCGACAGGCACCGGGGCGAGGGAGCGGCGAGCGCGGCACAGGCCGCCCAAGCAGGGGCAGGGGAGGCCGGCCGGUGCAGCGCGCCGACACGUACUCAGUCCGACUCGGGCUGGCACUGGCGGCUAGGGAUGUCGUCCUGGACGAGGUGGCAUGGACCCGCCAUGGCGCGGCUCUGGGGCUUCUGCUGGCUGGUUGUGGGCUUCUGGAGGGCCGCUCUCGCCUGUCCCACGUCCUGCAAAUGCAGCGCCUCUCGGAUCUGGUGCAGCGACCCUUCUCCGGGCAUCGUGGCGUUUCCGAGGUUGGAGCCUAACAGUGCAGACCCUGAGAACAUCACCGAAAUCUACAUUGCCAAUCAGAAAAGGUUGGAAAUCAUCAACGAAGAUGACGUUGAAGCUUAUGCAGGACUGAAAAAUCUGACAAUCGUGGAUUCUGGAUUAAAAUUUGUGGCUCAUAAAGCGUUUCUGAAAAACAGCAACUUACAGCACAUCAAUUUUACCCGAAAUAAACUGAUGAGCUUGUCUAGGAAACAUUUUCGUCACCUUGACUUGUCUGAGCUGAUCCUGGUGGGCAAUCCAUUUACAUGCUCCUGUGACAUUAUGUGGAUCAAGACUCUUCAGGAGACUAAAUCCAGCCCAGAAACUCAGGAUUUGUACUGCCUAAAUGAAAACAGCAAGAAUAUUCCCCUGGCAAACCUGCAGAUACCCAAUUGUGGUUUGCCAUCAGCAAAUUUGGCUGCACCCAACCUCACUGUGGAGGAGGGAAAGUCUAUCACAUUAUCUUGUAGCGUUGCAGGCGAUCCAGUUCCGAAUUUGUACUGGGAUGUCGGUAAUCUGGUUUCCAAACAUAUGAAUGAAACAAGCCACACACAGGGCUCCUUAAGGAUAACUAACAUUUCAUCUGAUGACAGUGGAAAGCAAAUCUCCUGUGUGGCAGAAAAUCUUGUAGGAGAAGACCAAGAUUCUGUGAACCUCACUGUACAUUUUGCUCCAACUAUCACAUUUCUCGAAUCUCCAACCUCAGACCACCACUGGUGCAUUCCAUUCACUGUGAAAGGCAACCCCAAACCAGCGCUUCAGUGGUUCUAUAACGGGGCCAUAUUGAAUGAGUCCAAAUACAUCUGUACUAAAAUCCAUGUUACCAAUCACACGGAGUACCAUGGCUGCCUCCAGCUGGAUAAUCCCACUCACAUGAACAAUGGGGACUACAAGUUAGUAGCCAAGAAUGAGUAUGGGAAGGAUGAGAAACAGAUUUCUGCUCACUUCAUGGGCUGGCCUGGAAUCGAUGAUGGUGCCAACCCAAAUUAUCCUGAUGUAAUUUAUGAAGAUUAUGGGACUGCAGCAAAUGACAUUGGGGACACCACGAACAGAAGUAACGAAAUCCCUUCCACAGAUGUUGCUGACAAAAGCGGUCGGGAACAUCUCUCGGUCUAUGCUGUGGUGGUAAUUGCGUCUGUGGUGGGAUUUUGUCUGCUGGUGAUGCUGUUUCUGUUGAAGUUGGCAAGACACUCCAAGUUUGGCAUGAAAGGUUUUGUUUUGUUUCAUAAGAUCCCACUGGAUGGGUAGCUGAAAUAAAGGCAAAGACAGAGAAGGGGGCUGUGGUGCUUGUUGGUUGAUGCUGCCUUGUAAGCCGGACUCUUGGGACGGGCGUUGGCUUCUCCCGGGAGGGGCCGCUUAGCUGGGGGUUUUCUGGUAGCUGUGGGUGGUGUUUGCAGGACGUCCUGUGUGAAGCCUGCGGCUGUCCUGAGCUCUGUCUGGGGAGCCCCGCUGCAGAGGCAGCUCCCAGGCUGCUAAGCAAACACUCAAGAAAACAUCUUAAAUUAAUGCUUCUCUUUUGUUCUUGCAAUUGUUCAAAUACGAAAUUGACAUGGGAUUCCAUUGGCUUUGCUUCUCUUCUGAAAGGAGUGCUCCUUGACCAUACUGGAAAUGUAAUGAUUCUUACUGUUUCUGUUCAUUAAAGGUGAAGUACAAAGUUUAAAAAAAAAAAAAAUCUAAGUUUAGGGACAGGUAUAAGAACACACUAAACAGCCUAACCUCCACGUAACACGUAGUUUAGCAUUAUUUUCUGUUGAUGUUUAAUGAAGACUGAAUUCAGAAAGUCUCUCUUUCCCGUCUACAACACAUCGACUGAGAAAGUUAAGGGCAUCGCUGUGGGGACUUGGCCAGGCCACUGAGAGGUUCUUUCCUUCGCUGGUGAUAAAGGUCCAGAGUCAUGCAAUCAACGCUAAUGAUUUUUCUAAAGUUUGUUAGCAGGUGAAAAAUAAAAGCAGCUCUGUGGUCAGGGGCUCUAGAUUUAGGUUACGCGUAGUCAGUUUCAGAAUAACUACAAGAGUGAAAUAGACACAUAUGGCGCACAUGUCCUUUUAUUUGCCCCCUGUGAUCCACCUGCUUUUUAGAAGUUUCCUAGUGAGAAGGCCGCAGUAUCUCAUGCUGUUCCCAUGACAGAACUGCAGCUUUUCUACUCUGAAAAGGUCUGCGGGCAGAAUGGCUGGCCUGCUGGGAGCAGGAGACCAUGUUCUAAGAAGGAUAGAUACUAUAUACUACAGUUUUCAUGGGCAGGAAGCCUCUCCCUGACCCCAGCAGCACAGGGGUAAUGAGCGUGCGCUUUAUCAGGUCCAGCCUCAUUGCCGAGAGGGUAGCCUGGGAGCUACAGAAUCCUGCGUCCCUGCCUUCGUCCUGUCACGGACACCUGUUUUGCUCGCUUGGCCAUUGCAGUGACCUUUGUCCGCUUUGCUCAGCCUGUGCCAGGUAGGAUCCCUGUCCUGCAGACAGGUUCGGCUGCCCUCGACCCAGCCCACCUCACACUUUCCUCGGGAGGGGGGCGACAGAGCCAGGCCUGGAGCAUUUCGCUUGAAAGCACGAUCAGCUCUAACCGUGAAGGCAUGCUCAGAGACGCCAUGGCUGGAUUGGAAACUUACAGACGUUUGAAAAAAUUCUUUUUUUUUUUUUUUUUUGAAAUAGUUACUUAAGUUUUGCAGUUCAGCUUUAAGGAUUUCUAGAUUUUUUUACUAGUCCGACAUGUUUGGAAACAUUGUUUUGCGUCCUGUGUAACUGAGGCAUUAAUCUUAAUAAACCAGGAUCCACUUAGGCACCACUUGAUAUAAAAGGAUUAUCCAUGAUGAAUAUUUUAUACUGUAUCUUUUACAUUAGCCACUAAAUAUGUUAUUACUUGAUACAGACAUUUCACAGGGUCCUAUGGAUUACAGCAUUGAACUUGGCUACUCCAUACCCCUGCCUCAGAGAGGGGCAGUUUCUCUGAAGCAUACACAGGCUGCUUGUUCUCAAACAUGUGCUUUCCAAAGACACAUUUGAGUGGGGAGAGCAACGGGCCUUUGGUGUGGGGGGGUCUGAAUAUUCCCUGGAUUCCCAUUUGCUUGCUCACUGCUAAAUGACAGGUCCUGUCACUACUUAGAUUUUGAUCUCUCCCAAAGUUGUUGAUUUACAAAGAGGCCAGCUAAUUGCAGAAACCUUGAACCCUGAAAGGAAAAGGAAAUUCACACAGAGGGUGGACCAGAGGUGAUCAGUACCCCAAGCAUUCUUAAAUAUCAGCCUUUCGGUGCAAGUUUGUUUUUUGUUUUUUUUUUAAACCCUUAAGAUCUUAUUCCAUGGAACCAGAAAAAGGCAAUGAAUUGUUUAAGAACUAUUUUCUACGUUUCCCAAACCCAAAAGGAAAAAAAAAGAAGAAUAUUUGUAUUCAACAGCUAGAAGACUUGCAGGGUAGAUUUUUGUUUUAAAAUGGAGAGAAGUGGACAGAUAAGGCAAUUUAAUAUAUCAAAGAGCAGUUGACAUCUCCUAGGGAACGAUGAAAACAGCAGGCUAUUAGAAAAUUGUUUCAUAUGGUUCUUGUGUUCCUCGCUUUUCAUUUUUCUUUAAUCCCCGAAGACCACAGUCAGUGACAUAUCUUCUCAUUUCUAUCCUCUAGACCACCCUCUUUCAUCCUUUGCUUUUUUAUGUCCCCUACAAGACAUCUUUUUACAGCUUCCUAAUGACACGUAUCAUGUAUUUUUUUCAGCAUUAGAAAACGACAGGCAGCAUUUUUGCUGAAAUCAAGUCCAUUGCCCCCCAACCGGGACCUGGUGUCUCAGUGCCAGGCAGGUGCCGUUCGGAAAGGGUGCGCGCUGGGCGUGCGGACACCCAGCCCUGCAGAGCCAACUCCUGCCUCCAGGGAAUGGGGCCCCAGUUUCCCAAAUCUUCUGAUUCUUUAAGAGAAACUGGAAACCUGGAUUUUUUUUUUUUUUUUUUAAUGUGAAAUGUCCCUAUUUUUAAAAAGUUGGCUCGGUUAUUUUUAAAACAUUAUGUAGGCCAACAAAACAUGUCUGUGGGCUGCCAGGUUGUUACUUUUGUCUUAAAGCAACAUCAUUGUUCUCUGUUUCCUACUAUCUUCCCUUUGCAAACGCACUUCCCAGCAUGGCCAUUGAGAGCUUUUUCUCUGUGGAGUUUGGUGCCCGAGGGAUCUGCAGCGUGUCCCUUCCCAUCGGGGCUCUCCUGUGACUUCUGCUAGCUGGGGCCUUGGCUCCGUCACCCUCAGUCACUGUUUUCCCUCCGUCCCCAAUGGGCCCCACUUCUGAGUGGCGGGAGACCACCUAGCAAGUCCUUCCUCCUGUUUUGUCUGACAUGGGCCUUCCUUUCAUCAGGGUCCCUGUCGUCUGGCCCACUUGGAUGGGGUUUGAUGGGAGCGCACACAGCCCCGUUCAUGGGUCCUUGAUGUACUGGUGUGGCCACUGGUAAAUGGGAAAUAGGCCUGCCACCUCAAGAGGUGUGGUUCAGGCCCUGUGUCUUGAAUGGGGUCCCACUGAGACCCUCCGAG